AGGAGGUGGUGGUGGACAAGACCACCCCUUUUGUGAACAAGAGAGAGCAGUGUGUGCGUACAACACACAGACACACAGAGAAGGCAGAGUAGGAGGUCUUUUUUUUUUGUGGAUGAAAAGCAAGAGGGGUGGGAAAUGGCUGCGAAGCCCAAUCCUCUCUUGACGUUAGAGCUAGGCGUACAGCGAAGCGCAUGGGGCAAUCAGUCUGAGAGCUCUGGAGGAGGAUCGGGGAGCGGUGCAGUGGCCGGUGGAGUUGUGAGCGGGGUCGCAUGUGGAGGUACUGCCAGCAAUGCAGGUGGAGCUCUCGCGACGGCUCUUUCGCAUCGAAUACCUCUCUCAGAAAGAACUAAUUUGGAGCCAUGCCUGCCGUCGAAGCGGACCAGAGGUGCGAUUGAUGGACCGCACGGGUUCCUUCAUGCUCAGCAGCAGCGCCUCUAUCCUCACCCUAAUCUCCGCGCCAGUCAGCAUCACCAAUCAGCAUCGACAGCAUUUCAUCAGCACCAGCAGCAGCUGCAGCUGCACCACCUCGAAUACCAGCAGCAGCACGGUCAUGUCUAUGGUCCUGACCAUCCGUAUCACCCUCAAGGUGAUCUGGCGCUGACUGCUUGGUCGCUUGGGGCGGGUCACCCCCAUGCGCUCUGUUUUACCCCCGGCAACAAGGGAUUGCCCACGGCUGCAGAUGCGGAGCGCCGACACGCCCUCGUUUCUCCCCAGCAACAAGUGCUACAUCUCAAGGAAGCUUCCCUGCGGUCUAAAUCAGAGGAUGGUCAUCGAGAGGAUGGCGGUUUUUUGGGUUACACAGCAGCUUCCGGCGGUCAUGUGGGGGGCCCGAUCUGCCCUACUACCGCAAACGAGAUUAGUUCACGGCGGGUUGCCAUGCUGGCAAGAGGGCCGUUGGAUGGAUGGGAUCAGCGACUGGGGGCAGUUGGAGACGAGCAGUCUCCUCCGGAUGCCCUUGCAGUACAAGCGAUGCAAACUCUGGCUGGACCAAGUGGGACUCGGCCAGAGUCUUACGUGCGUCAGUCGGGAAGGAACACGACGACGGAAGUCCCGUCUCCCCCGGGAAAACACCUUUCCCUGGCCAUGUGUCCUGGCGGUCCCCCGGCGAAUCAACCGCAGGGGCGAGGAUCCAGGUACGUGCCCUCCCCCCUUGUGAAAACACGCCUUUCCCUCGAUCUCGAAUUGACAGCUGCUGGGAGCAGUGGUGUCAGCGGCCACCAUGGUGGCAGCAGAGCGCCAUCGCAGGAAGACGCAGACGAGAUGGCCAUGCCUGCGGCAAAGAGAUAUGCUGCGCGCUCCAUUGGGGAUGCUGUGGAGCUUGCCGGCGGUGCUAUGCAGGAGAAUGAGAGAGUGAUGUCCAAUGCACAAGCUAAUUCUGCUGACAGGCUUAGAGGAAGCAGGGGCAAAGGAGAUCAGCCUGGCAUGUUUCCUGGGGGGCAGGUUCUGCGGCAGCAGAGGCUCCAUCCGUCGGAAAAGACAAGUGGAGUUGGGGGCAUGGCAGAGAGUUGCGAUUUUCAACCAGAGGGAUCAGCAGCAGCAGCAGCAGGAGGAGGAGGAGGAGGAGGAGGGGGAGGAGGAGGAAGGGCGGGGGAGAUGGACAGGCAACGUGGGGAAAGGCGGUUAAUGAUGAACUCAGAUUCAGGAUUGAAUCUCUGCUCGUCGGCAAGCUUCCAGAAUUCCUCCAGGGAGAAGAUGACUGGGCAGCAAUUGUAUCAUUAUCAACGCGAUGAUGUCAACUCUAUUGAGAGGGAAGGGGGGGGGUUAUUAGGAAGGGGAGGUCAGGUUCUGGGAGGAGGAGGAGGAGGGUAUGUCCAAGCAUACACUUCAAGUACAGUGGGCGGAGGAGCAGCACCAUCUUGUGAAAGUGGGAGGGCUCGGAGCCCUGGUGUCUGCGCCAGCCAUGUCGGCUCUGCUGAGGAAGACGUCGUAGGCCCCAUGAGGGGCCAAAGCCAAAGUGGGCAAAGUGGCCCCUCCACAACAGGCACAGGCGCUUCAACAGAUGGUAUUGUUCGCAGACGAAGGCCAAGGAGAUGGCUCACGGAGGAUCAGAAGACGCACAGGUGCAACAUCGAUGGUUGCACAAAGUCAUACGGCUCUGCAUCGUCACUCUGUGCACAUAAGCGUGCACAUCAUCCAGGCUGGAAGGGGAGGUCAUCUGUGUACAGAAGAAAAGUUUUGAGCAGCAGGGAACCACUUCUGCUCUUGCAGGAUGAGGCAGCAGGUCAGAGCACAGGCCAGCCAGCUCCUAAUGAUUGCGCCGCACCAGAUUCGGCCUUUCCUCUGGUUGAAUCAGAGGAGGCCGAGGAGGGUGGGAAUGACCAUGAUAGGGAAAUGCUGCCGGUUGUAAAUGCUGGAUUGGAAAUGGAAUCACAGAAAGUGGAAGCCAUUCCAAACGAGGGAUCAGCUAUUGCCGCGUGUCCAUCGAAAGAUGUGGCAGAGACACCACCACCUUCGAAGGGCAUGGAAAAAGGAGAGCAGUCAGUGGUGCCUGAGUUUCGGAAGGCUCGUGAUUCGGCAGUGCCAAUGGAGGGAGUGGAUGAAGAGGAGAGAGAGAGAGAGGAUGGUGGGGAAGAAGGUGCUCAGGUGAGCGCAGAAGCAAGGGUUGAUAAGCUUGAUGACAGCAAUAAGCGGAAGAGAAGGGAGAUGACAGCAAUGAAAGAGGGGGAGGAAGAGGAGGUAGAGGAGGGGGAGGAGGGGGAGGAGGGCGAGGACGAAGACGAGGAAGAUGAGCUUGCGUCAUUCCUAAAAAAGAGGCAGAUUCAAAGAAGGCUUGGGAGUGAUAGCCGGGAAGACAAAAAAGAGGGACAAAUAAGCGGCGGUGUCACAUCUAACGUUGACAGAGAAACUUCCGCGAACCAGGAAGCAUGCGACGAUCAUCGCAUGGACCAGGACGUUGAGCAGGACCACCACGGAGGUAUACAAGGUGGGUUGCGAGAAGGUUCGGCUACUGCAAAGGCUGAAGAGGCAGCGGCAGAAAGCGAUGGUUUAAAUGAAGACAUGGUAAAAGAUGGGGGCAACGGUAGGGAAGCAAUUGACACGGAGAAAGGUACAUGGGCCAGUCAGGGGAAAAUUAGGGUUGGGGGGGAUGGCUUCAUGGCAGGGACCUCAACUACAAAUGAAGAGUGCUCCAACUUUGCUACAGCGCCAGCAUCUGCGGUCAAGAGCCUGUUAGAUGUCUUGGGCCAAGAGGCGCGUAGCCGGCUAACCGCUCUGGAGGAGAGCUACUUGAGGAUUCUCAGAGUGAGAAAUGCAGAAGAGAAAGCAAUUUUAUCAUGUCAGCAUUUGCUGCAUGGGAAUGAGAGUCAUGCGGCAGAGCGCCGGGUCCAGACAAGGGACCUUGCAGCGGCGAAAGCAGCGCUGGAGCUGUGCAAUAAUACAAGCCGGGUUAUCCAGAGUCAGGUCGAGCAGCUUAGGCUUGAAAUGCAACAGAUACAUGAUCUUCGCAUCAGUAGUGGCAUUUCAAGCUGUCAUGCUGGUUUCCACACUGACAAUGCGGUGACGACGAGGAAGGGGAGAGAUGGGAGGGAGGAUGAUGGGGGAACCAUGGACAGUGCUGUUGGCAAUCCCGUGGGUUCGCCGUUGCAACUGCCGGCAUCGUUUGAGCCAAGCAGGCCAUACCUUAGACACAUGAGCUCGUCUUGCAGUGUCGUGUCGGCAGCACCUGCAUCGUCACCACGUCUUACCUUAGUCAUUUCGUCACCUGUAGGCCAGCACAUUGGAGAGCGGCAUAGCACGCAACCCCCCUCGUCCACCCGUCUCUCACUCACACCCUCAAAUGCAAAGCAACUACAAACGCCAAGUCAGCAGAUGCCUGGACAACAAAUGCCAAGUCAGCCAAUGCCAAGUCAGCAAAUGCCAGCCAUAGCACCUUUCAUCGAUCGGCAUGGACGUAAUAUUCUGUACAGCGGAGCCCUUGAGGCUCUCUGUGCACUGUUCCUGGACUGUUUGUCAUUGUCCCUGGCAGUGCGUCUAGACUGACCGUUGCCCAAAGUACAGCUCCGGCUUUCUUAUGCUUUGUACACAAUGGACAAUGAAUGGCCCCAACCGUC
Molecule: messenger RNA, 4049 nt
Organism: Chara braunii
Lineage: Eukaryota; Viridiplantae; Streptophyta; Charophyceae; Charales; Characeae
Source: the annotation of a GenBank genome assembly